This is a messenger RNA of Andrographis paniculata, 979 nucleotides long. RefSeq lists its product as uncharacterized. NCBI's taxonomy places the organism in Eukaryota, Viridiplantae, Streptophyta, Magnoliopsida, Lamiales, Acanthaceae. Bases 47 to 790 code for a protein of 247 amino acids. The record is from RefSeq and is a predicted model, not a curated record. Gene Ontology annotation, cellular component: chloroplast. The transcript is spliced from 4 exons.
ACAAUAAUGUUAAUAAAGAUACAUACAUACAUUCAUUCAUUCUCCAAUGGCGUCCGGCGUCCCGUGGCACCCUCCACUCCCCCAGAAAACCUCCUCAUCCUUUCGUCCUUCUCGCACACGCAAUCCCAUACCUCUCCGUCGCCCCGCCCCUAUCAGCUCCUUCAGGCGCAGUGACCUUGAUGGCUUCGCGAAACGCGUCGCUUCUGGUGAACUCUGGCGCGACGCCUGGCGGAGAGCUAACGAUGGCUUUGAACAGUUUGUCUAUGAAACUAGGAAAACAGCCGAGCGAAUUGACCGAAGAUACGCUGUCUCUACUCGUUUCUCCUCCGCCGCACAGGCUGCCGCCGACCGAGCGCGAGAGAUUGAUCGUGAGUUUGAAAUUACACAGCGCUGGAGGACCUUUUCGCUUGAUUUCGGUAGAAAUUGGCCUAGGUACAGAAAACAGCUCAAUGAUUUUCUUGAGACUCCGCUGGGGAGGAGUUUUGCUACACUUUUCUUUUUAUGGUUUGCUCUAUCUGGCUGGCUUUUUCGAAUUCUUAUUUUUGCCACAUGGGUAUUGCCCUUUGCUGGCCCUCUCUUGAUUGGGGCUGUAGCAAAUAAUCUUGUCAUUAAGGGACAGUGCCCAGCCUGUGGGCGGCAAUUUCUUGGAUAUAAGAACCAAACCAUACGGUGUGCAAACUGUGGAAAUAUUGUGUGGCAGCCACGAGGUGACUUUUUCUCCAGAGGUUCCACAUCCACCUCUUCAAAGUCUCAACCAGACAUCAUUGAUGUCGACUUUGAAGAGAAAUGAAAGGAGAAUGGCAGCUCCAUGUAAUUUCUUCUUCGCGGAAUGUACGAUGCCUUAACUGUAGUGUUAGAAUGGAGAUCAUCUUUUGCUUUACAGAUGGUUAUUAUGUUCUAUGUUACUGGUUCAAGUGUGAUGUCUUACAACUUUAUUUCUCUAUUAAUUCUUUGAAAUAUGUUGGUUAUUUUGGUACAA